Molecule: messenger RNA, 1708 nt
Organism: Pygocentrus nattereri (red-bellied piranha)
Lineage: Eukaryota; Metazoa; Chordata; Actinopteri; Characiformes; Serrasalmidae
Exons: 4
Coding region: 1-918 (305 amino acids)
Molecular function (GO): protein binding
Source: RefSeq, a predicted model, not a curated record
AUGGACAGCAACAGCAUGAGUGACUACAGCCAAAUCACAGAGUUCCAGACACCUCCUAGAUCCAGACCUGGACGGCCUACUGUGCUCAAACGCAAUAUGGACUCUCUCACUGUUUCCUGGCUGAGAGCUGAGGCUGAUGGAGACUCUCCUGUGCUUCACUACAUGGUGGAGUACAUGGAGGCUGGUCUGGAGGGCUGGCAGUUCAUUCUAACAGAGGGUCCUGAGUGUGAAUGCACCAUAACUCACCCCUACAGCACCUGCUACAGAGUCAGAGUCUCUGCUGUCUAUGAAGAGGGAGAUACCAGCAAACCCAGUGAGGAAACGGAGGUGCCACUGGAUGUCUGGAUCAUAGACGUCUCAGAGAGAACGGCCUCCCUCUUCCUAGAAGUGCUGAAACUCCAAACAGUGAAGAAACCAGUAGAGCUGACAGGCUGGCCAGAUGAAGAGAGUGAAGUGAGGAGUUUCCUUCAGUGUCUGCCCUACAUCUCCCAGCUGAGGCUGAGUGGUGGUAUUGUGCACAGAAUGGUCCAAGCUCAGAGAGCUCCAGCUUCCACUGAGUUGACCAUUGAGGAGCUUUCACUUGUCCAGAACUGCACACGGUGGCCGGAGGAGGAGCUGUCCAGGGUUCUCAGCAGCUUAUCUUCACUUCUGUUGCUGUGGAAUGACCAGUGUCUGAACCUGACUGAACAAAUGAUGGAGGUUCAGUCCCUCACUGCCCUGCUGUGUCACCACAACCUUCUCACUGUCAGAUUGUCUAAAGAGAGUCUUCAGAAGCUCUUUGUUAUGGUGAAUGAAGCUCAGGAUGAGGAGCUCACUUGUGGUUUCCUACAGGAAGUGGGUGGAGAUCUGACUUCCUGCUCUCUGAACUGGGAAAUGAUCCACCAUUUCCUGCAGUAUCACACGGUCACUGGACUUUAGGAAGAGCAACAUUAAACAGCAGCACAUCAACUCAACACUAGAUUGGACAGAAGCUCAGAAAGUAAAAGAAAACAUAAAUGUGUAAAGCAACAGAAUCAGAAUUGUUCACAGUGGUGGUCACAGGGACCAGAUGUGUGAAGAGUUUAGUUCCUCCAAAAAAGCCACAUCACAAAAAGUGAUUGCAUGAAAUGCCAACUAACACACCUCCUGGUGGCUGAGACAUUGUUUAACAUAUCUUUGAGACUUUUUAAUCCGUGUUGUACAGUAAAAUAGUUUUACCUUUAUCAGCCUUACAUACAAAACUGAGCACAAAAAGAGAAAAAUAAACCUGGAGAUAAAAUGAUGUGUGCAUUCUCCACAGCAGCGGUCACCUGCCCUGCUCCUGGAGAUCAGCCUUUCUGCAGACUUUGGUGACCAAACCAUGACAAAGCAUUAUGACUCAGAAAACACUCAGUGUGCCUCUGCAUUCUUCUUCUUCUUUAAUUCUCUCUCUGCCAGGAGGCACACAAGGCUUGACCAUCGCUCCUCCACUUGGUUCGGUCUGCAGCUGCGCGACGUGCUGAAUUCCACGUGCUCCAGCCUGCUCGGUUCCUCUCUGCCUCCACCAUUCACCGCCAAGUUGUUUUCGGGCGGCCCCUUUUCCUUCUUCCUUCCGGUGUCCACACGAGGGCAGCAGCACAGUCAUCAUUCCUGUCGCUUCUUAGCACCUGCCCAAUCCAGUUCCAUCUCCUUCUUCUAACCUCCUUGCUGAUCUUCUCUGCUCCUGCCAUCUCUAGCACCUUUCUGUUAC